AUGACAAGGGAGCCAAAGACAUUCGCAGCAGGCUACCGCUCACAGGAUGACGGAAAUAACCGUCAGGAUAAUCCCAGAAAGGAACGUGAAAUGAUACCGUUCUUCAGCAACGACGAACAAAGUCGAGAUACAAAAUCCAAGGUAUCGAAUAUCGGACAAAAAGAGUCACAAAUAAAAUAUGAUUAUCAUAAACAAACAGGUCAAAGCACUACAAUACCACGGUUUCAUAUCCCAGAGGUUAAAAAUAAUAAUACAAUGACAUACGGGAAGUUAACGCCACAAUACCGUAGUAAGAAGCCAUUAAAUAUAGAUUUGGCGCAUUUGAAACGCAUAACAGCCAAGGUAGAACCAGGCUCACAUGACUUAGAUUUCUUCAAAAAUAUCACCGAAUCAAAAUGCGCACCUACGGAAUAUAACGAUAACAACUCGGUAAAACACAGCUCCAAUUGCACAUUCGCAACCUCGGUAGAAACAUUAAACAACCUCUACGACGACGAUGAUGAUGAUGAUGAGAUAGACAGCGAAAUACAUGAUAUAGACUCGUUAUAUUCCUACAAUGCGGCUACACCGCCACAGGUGUCACACUGGUCACGACAAGACGAAAACAUCCUAUCGUCCAUAGAUAUAAAUAGGCGACUUAAAGACAGUUGUGAGACAUCCACUCUAGCCAGAGUAUCAAGGUAUACCGAGGACAACGUAAGCGUACAGGUUAACAUACCUGGACGAAAAAAUGUCGCAUACGCAUUCUCGAAACGCAUAAGAUCACCGGAUCCAUCGACUAUACCUGUGCCAAGGACACAGCAAUAA
Messenger RNA from Babesia sp. Xinjiang, 807 nucleotides. RefSeq lists its product as uncharacterized. The transcript has a single exon. Bases 1 to 807 code for a protein of 268 amino acids. Lineage: Eukaryota; Apicomplexa; Aconoidasida; Piroplasmida; Babesiidae. The record is from RefSeq and is a predicted model, not a curated record.